This is a messenger RNA of Penicillium oxalicum, 1224 nucleotides long. RefSeq names its product aminotransferase class I/II-fold pyridoxal phosphate-dependent enzyme. The record is from RefSeq and is a predicted model, not a curated record. The coding region runs from base 1 to 1224 and encodes 407 amino acids. Gene Ontology annotation, molecular function: pyridoxal phosphate binding. Lineage: Eukaryota; Fungi; Ascomycota; Eurotiomycetes; Eurotiales; Aspergillaceae. Gene Ontology annotation, biological process: biosynthetic process. The transcript is spliced from 3 exons.
AUGGUGGAUUUUGGCUCAAAUGAUACUCUUUCUCUCAACUCUUCAGGCCUUUUGCGCAAAGCUUUUCUCGAUGAAGUUGUCAAGAAUCCUGACUUUGAAGUGGGCAGUCGAUCCACGCGGAUCUUCGAAGGCACAACUCAGUACUUACUAGACCUGGAAGAAUACUUGGCCGGACUUCAUCGAGCAGAAUCUGCAUUAUUUUUCCCGUCUGGGUACGAGGCCAAUGUUGCUAUCUGGUCGACUAUUCCUCAACCGGGUGACUUUGUGGUGUAUGACGAAUACGUUCACGCGAGCAUCCAUGAUGGAAUGCGUCAGGGUAGAGCGUCGAAGCGAAUGUUCUCUCAUAAUGACUGUGAAUGUCUGCGAGAGUGCCUCCUGGAUAUAUGCAAGUCCAAUCCGGCGGUGGCAGAAGGACAACAUACAGUUUUCAUAGCCCUCGAAUCCAUCUACAGCAUGGAUGCUGACAUCGUUCCAAUCCACGAGAUGCUCAAUCUGACAAAGGAAAUUCUCCCUCGUGGUAAUGUGAUAUUCUCAAUCGAUGAGGCACAUUCCAAUGGGUUGAUCGGAGAGAAUGGAUCAGGAUUGGUUUGUCACUAUGGACUCGAGAGCGAGAUUUCUAUCCGACUACACACGUGUGGUAAAGGCCUCGGGUCAACUGGAGCUGCCGUGUUGACCAAUGAAACCAUGCGGUCAUAUCUGAUCAAUUAUGCGAGAGGCCUGAUCUUCUCUACCGCUCCGGCUUUCCCGUGUCUAGCAGCUGUCAAAGGGGGGUAUAACAUCGUGGCAAGCAAGGAGGGCGACGAGCGUCGCCUGCGCCUGCAAAACAACCUCAGCAAUUUCUAUGAAAAGCUCACUCGGCAUCCUACCUGGGCAAAAUGUGCUUUCAGCGGCAUACUCAGUCUCCCAACUGAAAAAGUGUGGCGCACAGGAGACUUUCUGACUCCAAUUAUUCCACUCGUCACGGAGCCUGGCCAGGCAUCGAGCCUUGCGCGAAAAAUGCAGAGUGCAGGGUAUCAGGUGAACCCAGUGUUUUACCCCAUCGUGCCCCGAGACAAGGAACGGGUUCGACUAGUAAUGCAUGCAGAUAAUACAUCUGCUCAGAUUGACGAGGUAGUCCACCUGAUUAUGACCUGGGCGACCUCACGGCUUGCGAACCAGUUGCAAAGGUCAGACCGCCUUGUGCCUGAAGGAGACAUGUACCAGAACGUGGCAUUUUCGGAUUGA